Molecule: messenger RNA, 1500 nt
Organism: Acanthopagrus latus (yellowfin seabream)
Lineage: Eukaryota; Metazoa; Chordata; Actinopteri; Spariformes; Sparidae
Product: class I histocompatibility antigen, F10 alpha chain-like
Exons: 7
Coding region: 1-1068 (355 amino acids)
Biological process (GO): immune response
Cellular component (GO): external side of plasma membrane
Source: RefSeq, a predicted model, not a curated record
AUGAGAACGUUAUUGUUGUUGCUUCUCUUCUGUCAUGUUUCAUCAGCAGUGCUACACUCCAUGAAGUUUUUCAUAACUUCAUCAACUGGAAUCCCAAACAUCCCAGACGUUGUGGUGACGCUGGAGAUUGAUGAACUUCUGUUGGGGUACUGUGACAGCAACAAAACGAUUGAUCUAAAACUGGAUUUUGCUAAAUCAUACUGCACAGAGAAUCCAGAGCAGUUGGAGUGGUACAAACAAAUGUGCUUCCACUUUUUGCCAACCUCCAUCAAAGCCUACACAAACAUUUUGAGCCAUUUCUUCCACCAAACUGGAGGUGACCAUGUUGUGCAGGUGUUGGGAGGUUGUGAGUGGGAUGAUGAGACUGAAGAGGUCAAAGGUUUCGCUCAGAUUGGUUAUGAUGGAGAAGACUUUAAGGAAUUUGAUCCGAAUACAUCUAGAUGGAUCGCUCAAAGACCUGAGGCUUUCCCUGCCAAACUAUUAUUGGAUGCCAAUAAAGAAUUAGGAAUAAAAAUUAAGACUGUUUUGACUCAGACUUUUCCUGAGCACAUGAAGACUUAUGUGAAGUAUGGGCGGAGCGCUCUGCUGAGAACAGAGCUUCCCUCAGUGUCUCUCCUCCAGAAGACUCCCUCCUCUCCAGUCAGCUGCCUCGCUACAGGUUUCUACCCUCACAGAGCCUCACUCGUCUGGAGGAAAGAUGGAGAGGAGCUUCAUGAGGAGGUGGACCACGGAGAGAUCCUCCCCAACCAAGAUGGAACCUUCCAGAUGAGGGUUGACCUGAACCUUUCAUCAGUCACACCUGAAGACUGGACCAGGUACGACUGUGUGUUUCAGCUCGCUGGUGUGAAGAAGGACAUCAUCACCAGACUGGAGAAAGAUCGGAUCAGAACCAACGAACUGAAGCCCAGUAACAUGACCGUCCUCGUCACUGCUGCAGUGGUUGUUCUUUCUCUCAUUCUCAUCGGUGCUGCUGGAUUCAUUGUUUACAAAAAGAAGAAAGCCAUCAGCCCUCCAUCUGCUCCUGACAACAGUGCAGAGCUCUCUGAGCAGCUGAAUCCAGAGACCUGAAUGACAAACACACUCAGUGAAUCUCUAAAGACAGUAAAAGAUGGCUUCUUGCAUUAUAAGUAAUGUUAUAUAAGAAGGAUUGAAAAGGUGUGACUGUUCUAUGUUCUAUCACUCUGAUUGGUUGUUUUAUUGAUUGUUGUUUUCUGUUGAAUUCAUUCUCAAAAUAAUCAGUGGACAGCAUGUGACCAGACUUAGUUACAAACUAUUCUAACUCUAACUUUACAACUUGUACAUUGAUCUGUUUAUAGAAAACAUAUAUAUCAAAUUUGUUGUAAGAGAUUAAGUGGUGGUGACUUUAACUGGUGACCGUGAUGUCGUCUGUGUACAAGCAAACAUUAGCUCUUUACUAAACGAGAUUCAAUUUACACUUCAAAAGUUGUGUGUGUUCAUCUGUGAAGAUUAUUUUAACAAACAAAACAUGUAAGAAUCAUA